AUGAACAAAAAAGAAGAAGAUCGGAUGAUGCAGUUUCUUAUGGGCCUUAAUGACACCUACAACGGUGUUCGUAGCAACAUCCUCAUGAUGACGCCAUUGCCAAAUGUUCGUCAAGCCUACUCACUCGUCAUUCAAGAUGAAACACAGCGCCAAAUGACCUCGGGUUCCACAGAAAAUUUUUCCAUUGCCGCUGCGAUACAGAACCGCUCUCACAAUUUCUCAAAUAAUUCCAAACACUGUGCUCACUGUGACAAGAACGGCCAUACAAUUGAAGACUGUCGGACGUUAAAGUUUUAUUGCCCAUAUUGUGAUAAGAAUGGCCACACUGAGGAUCGAUGCAAAUUCAAAAAUGGGACAUGGGUUUCCAACAGUACAGGACCCCAGAACAAUCGGCACCACCAAGGACAUAGAGGAAAUCAACAGCAACAGAAACAAGGGAGCAACCGCAGUCAGCGAGGAUCCUUUCAUGCUGUCAACGCAGCAGACGCAACCCAAGUUGGGGCUCAGCAGCAAUCCACAGUCGCACCAGCCCAGUUCCCGAGUUUUAACAAUUGGGCACCACAACCAGCCCAAUUGUCUCAUCCGCCAACCUCUCAACCGAACCCUCUCCAUGGGCUCUCUGCAGACCACCUUCAACAACUAGCCCAUGCUGUCUCUCUGUUAAAUUCGAAUAAUGCUUCUGGUAAUAGCCAUGCUUAUGCUAAUGCCGCAGGUCUGUCUCAAUUUCCCGUUGCCUCGAUUAAUUCUGUAUUCACCAAACCUUGGAUUUUGGACAGCGGAGCUACUGAUCACAUCACGUCCGACCCCACACUUUUUACACAAACAAAGUCUUCACAAAUACCAAUUGUCAAUUUACCCACUGGGUCUUCUGCCCAAAUCACUUCCACUGGGACAGUCCCGUUCAAUUCAGAUAUCACUUUAGAUAAUGACUUGGCUACGGGGAAGAUGAUUGGCUCGGGUAAGCAGCAUGGUGGUCUCUAUUACAUGUCUCCAUUGCAGAAAACACCUGUCACUUAUCAAGUUUCUCAUCCCUCCCAUUUGUGGCACAUGCGCCUUGGACACCCGUCACCUUCGCGUCUUAAAUUACUGUCUUCAUUCUUGCCUUUUAGUCCUCUCUCUUUGAUGACAAUUGUAGUGUUUGUCCCAUGGCCAAGCAAACUAAACUUCCUUGUCCACCCUACUCAUAAAUUUGACCCUCGCGCUCAACGUUGCGUCUUUGUUGGAUACCCCACUGGUCAGAAAGGUUACAAACUUUACAAUUUAGAGACUAAGAAAUUUCUCGUUAGCCGUGAUGUCAAGUUUUGUGAACACACUUUUCCUUUUUCUAACAUUUCCACCCCCACAGCUUCCACUUUUGUGCCACCCCACCUUCCACACGCUAGCCUUGAUCACACUGAUCGCUGGACCCAACACACCCCACAUGUUGAGCCGGGCCCCCCACUUGAGCCAUCCCAACUGAGUCCCACCCAGCCAUCAACACCUGACGCCCCUCCAACCACGUCAUCCCAUGGACCCGCGCCUGACGAGCCCUCCAUCUUGACAGCCCAAUCCAACCUGUGUCUCCCCAGCCCCCCUCACAUGUCCCAACAGACUUGUCCCCCCUUCCAGCCGUCACUUCGUCCUAAGCAACCCCCUGUUUGGCAUAAAGAUUACCACAUGUCCAACCGAGCCGGUCACUCAACCUCGGCGCUUUGUUCUUCAUCAGGUCACACCGAACCUACAUCAUAUGCUCAAGCUAUCCUUGAUCCCAAUUGGCAACAGGCCAUGUCUGCAGAAUUAGAGGCUUUGCAGCACAAUCGUACUUGGAGUUUGGUUCCUCUUCCCCUUGGUCAUAAACCGAUCGGCUGCAAAUGGGUUUACAAAAUCAAAUACAGGUCUGAUGGCACCAUUGAGCGCUACAAAGCUCGCCUUGUUGCUAAAGGCUACACUCAAGUUGAGGGAAUUGAUUACCAAGAAACCUUUUCUCCUACAGCCAAACUCACCACCCUCCGCUGUCUACUCACUGUUGCUGCUGCCCGCCACUGGUUCAUCCAUCAACUGGACGUUCAAAAUGCCUUUCUUCAUGGUGAUUUGAAUGAAGUGGUUUACAUGGAACCUCCUCCUGGUCUUCGCCGACAGGGGGAGAACACUGUAUGUCGGCUCAACAAGUCCCUUUACGGACUCAAACAAGCUUCCAGAAACUGGUUCUCCACCUUUUCAGACACCAUUCAGAAAGCUGGUUAUCAACAAUCAAAGGCUGAUUACUCUCUUUUUACCAAAGCUCAAGGCACUUCAUUUACUGCUGUACUUAUCUAUGUUGACGACAUACUUCUCACAGGCAAUGAUCUUCAGGAAAUGGAACACCUCAAAACAUUCCUUUUGAAACGCUUCCGCAUCAAAGAUCUCGGAGAUUUGAAAUAUUUUUUAGGCAUUGAAUUCUCCCGCUCCAAGAAAGGUAUUUUUAUGUCUCAAAGAAAAUAUGCACUAGAUAUUUUUCAAGAUUCAGGACUUCUGGGGGCAUGCCCAGACAACUUUCCAAUGGAACAGAAUUUGAAACUAACUCCCACAGAUGGAGAACUGCUGCAUGAUCCAACUAAGUACAGAAGACUGGGUACUCCUGGUCAAGAUUGGGGAGGUUGUCGUGCCACAAGGAGGUCAGUUACAGGAUAUUGUGUUUUUCUUGGAAAUGCCCUAAUCUCAUGGAAAUCCAAGAAACAAACUAAUGUUUCUAGAUCAUCAGCAGAAGCUGAAUAUCGAGCCAUGGCUAAUACUUGUUUGGAGCUGACUUGGUUGCGCUACAUAUUACAGGAUUUAAAGGUCCUACAGACAGUUCCUGUGCCAUUAUUUUGUGAUAAUCAGGCAGCUUUGUAUAUUGCAGCAAAUCCUGUUUUUUAUGAACGUACAAAGCACAUUGAAAUAGAUUGUCACAUAGUUCGAGAAAAAUUGCAAGCCAGAAUGAUUAGUCCUUCAUAUGUACCUACACGCUUCCAGUUGGUAGAUGUGUUUACGAAGGCCAUGGGAAAGGAUCAAUUUGUGACACUACAAGACAAGUUGGGUCUUCAUGAUAUUCACUCUCCAACUUGA
Molecule: messenger RNA, 3063 nt
Organism: Prunus armeniaca (apricot)
Lineage: Eukaryota; Viridiplantae; Streptophyta; Magnoliopsida; Rosales; Rosaceae
Source: the annotation of a GenBank genome assembly